AUGGAGAACGAGCAGAAGAAGCGCUCGCAGCGGAAUCGCCGGCGCGAACGGGCGCAGGAGCUGAAGCAGAGACAACAAAUGCAAAUGCUCCAGAACGGGGAGAAUAAAUCGCAGGAUAAUGGGGGCAGUGGGGAUGACGACGACGAUGGACCCCCACCCCCUCGGGGGCCUAGGGAGAGGACAAGGCAUCGGCCCAAGAAGAGAAAGAGCUCACGGUCUAGCUCCAAUGACGAGGAUAUAAUUGAUGGCUUUGCAAUUUCCAGCUUCCCGACACUGGAUGCGAUGGAGCCUGACACGCCCCAGUGUCCCAUUUCAGACAAAUAUAUUUUGGGUUGCUAUGCUGCCACUGCUAAUGAUGGCAAGACUAAGGAUAGCAAGAAGUCCAGACAGAGCCUAGAGGACAGUACCAACACGGACCGCAGCAAGCGCAAGAGGCCGUACCGUAAAAAGGAAGUCAAGGCCGAUCAAACCGUGGGCAGAAGGCAGCAUGUGGUCACGGAGAAUAUCGACGUAAACACCGGCGUUGAUAUUCUCCACGACCCGUGUCAGCGCACCGGUGCCCGCAGAGCUCAUACAGCCCCAAACCAUGAUGCCAGAUCCUCCAUGCUUUACUGA
Messenger RNA from Acanthaster planci (crown-of-thorns starfish), 615 nucleotides. RefSeq lists its product as uncharacterized. Lineage: Eukaryota; Metazoa; Echinodermata; Asteroidea; Valvatida; Acanthasteridae. The record is from RefSeq and is a predicted model, not a curated record.